Anguilla rostrata (American eel) is the source of this 4392-nucleotide messenger RNA. Its product is annotated as receptor tyrosine-protein kinase erbB-4-like. Gene Ontology annotation, cellular component: basal plasma membrane; signaling receptor complex; plasma membrane. The record is from RefSeq and is a predicted model, not a curated record. Gene Ontology annotation, biological process: multicellular organism development; cell surface receptor protein tyrosine kinase signaling pathway; positive regulation of cell population proliferation. The transcript has 27 exons. Gene Ontology annotation, molecular function: epidermal growth factor receptor binding; ATP binding; transmembrane receptor protein tyrosine kinase activity. NCBI's taxonomy places the organism in Eukaryota, Metazoa, Chordata, Actinopteri, Anguilliformes, Anguillidae. Bases 289 to 4392 code for a protein of 1367 amino acids.
CGUUCGCUGUGUACUCAAACUCAGCGGAGAGUAAUGGCAUGAGCAAACCAUUGCAAUCAGGACAAGCAAAAGCGCACCGUGGAAACUACGCUACUACUGCUUAAACUUAUUUCAUUGUGCAUGAUACCUAAAACAGGGCGAAGGCACCCGGAGGAAACGUUAUAAUCACAUCGAAAAUAUUGUACAUCGAAAACUGUCACACGCGGACGUUUCUUCGUUUUUUCAGCUAAAAAGAGGAUAUGUUGUUGGACAUGUGAAUUAUAGGAGUUACUGCCACUCGCCCCCAAAAUGAAGCUCGCCUGCUUACAGUAUUUCUUCGGCUUUCUCUUCACUUCUGUCCUGGUUCGUGUGAGCUCUUCACAGUCAGUAUGUGCCGGGACGGAGAACAAGCUGAGCACGCUCUCGGACCUGGAGCAGCAGUACCGCACCCUGCGCAAGUACUACGAGAACUGCGAGGUCGUCAUGGGCAACCUGGAGAUCACCAGCAUCGACCGCAACCGCGACCUGUCCUUCCUCAGGUCCAUCCGGGAGGUGACGGGGUACGUGCUGGUGGCUCUGAACCAGUUUGACUACCUGCCGCUGGAGAACCUGCGCAUCGUCCGGGGCAACAAGCUGUACGAGGACCGCUACGCGCUCGCCAUCUUCCUCAACUACCGCCGCGACGGGAACUUCGGCCUGCGCCAGCUGGGCCUCCGCAACCUCACAGAGAUCCUGAACGGCGGCGUGUACGUCGACCAGAACAAGUUCCUGUGCCACGCCGACACCAUCCACUGGCAGGACAUCGUGAAGAACGCCCGCUCGGAGCUCCUGGUGGUGCCCACCAACAGCAGCAGCGGAUGCGGUCGCUGUCACCGAUCCUGCAAUGGCCGUUGCUGGGGACCCCGGUCCGAUGAGUGCCAGAUCUUGACGAAGACGGUGUGCGCCGAGCAGUGCGACGGCCGCUGCUUCGGCCCCUACGUCAGCGACUGCUGCCACCGGGAGUGCGCCGGGGGCUGCUCCGGGCCCAAAGACACCGACUGCUUCGCCUGCACCAACUUCAACGACAGCGGCGCGUGCGUGACCCAGUGUCCUCAGCCUUUCGUCUACAACCCCACCACCUUCCAGCUGGAGCACAACCCCAAGGCCAAGUACACCUACGGAGCGUUCUGCGUCAAGAAGUGUCCACAUAACUUUGUGGUGGAUCACAGCUCCUGCGUGCGCGCCUGUCCCAGCAACAAGAUGGAGGUGGAGGAGAACCGCAUCAAGCGAUGCAUGCCCUGCAACGACAUCUGUCCCAAAGCGUGCGACGGCAUAGGCACCGCCUCCCUGCAGUCGGCGCAGACCGUGGACUCCAGCAACAUCGACAAGUUCGUCAACUGCACCAAGAUCAACGGCAACCUGGUCUUCCUCAUCACCGGGAUCAAGGGUGAUGUUUAUCAUGGCAUAGAGGCUCUGGACCCAGAGAAGCUCAACGUGUUCCGAACCGUGAGGGAAAUUACAGGGUUCCUGAACAUCCAGUCCUGGCCGGAGAACAUGACAGACCUGAGUGUCUUCUCCAACCUGGCAACCAUUGGUGGAAGGUCACUGUACAGUGGUAUCUCCCUGCUGAUCCUGAAGCAGCAGUGGAUCUCCUCCCUGCAGCUGCAGUCGCUGAGCGAGAUCAGCGCCGGCAACGUCUACAUCACCAACAACAGCCAGCUCUGCUACUACAACACGGUCAACUGGACCAGCCUCUUCCGCACCGGCAACCAGAAGGUCCUGAUCCGGAACAACCGCGAGCCCAGGGAGUGCACCCUGGAGCGGAUGGUAUGCGACCCCUUGUGCUCGGACAGAGGGUGCUGGGGCCCGGGACCGGACCAGUGCCUGUCCUGCCGCUUCUUCAGCAGGGGGCGCAUCUGCGUGGAGUCCUGCAACCUGUACGAAGGGGAUGUGCGUGAGUUUGCCAACGGCUCGGUCUGCCUGGAAUGCGAUGCCCAGUGUGAGAGGGCUGAGGACGACAUGCUGACGUGCCACGGCCCGGGUCCCGAUCACUGCGUUAAGUGCUCCCACUUCAAAGACGGCCCCAACUGCGUGGAGAAGUGCCCGGAUGGCCUGCAGGGGGCCAACAGCUUCAUCUUCAAAUACGCAGAGGCCAACAAGGAGUGCCACCCCUGCCACACCAACUGCACGCAGGGGUGCAUUGGACCCCGGAUACAAGACUGCGUGGGGAUGAUGGACAGAACUCCCCUCAUAGCGGCUGGCAUUAUUGGGGGUCUGUUUGUGGUGGUCAUCGUGGCGCUGAGCGUGGCCAUCUACAUCCGUCGCAAGAGCAUCAAGAAGAAGAGGGCCCUGCGUCGCUUCCUGGAGACAGAGUUGGUGGAGCCGUUGACCCCCAGUGGCACGGCCCCUAACCAGGCCCAGCUGCGCAUUCUGAAGGAGACGGAGCUGAAGAGGGUGAAGAUCCUGGGGUCCGGAGCCUUCGGCACCGUCUACAAGGGUAUCUGGGUGCCGGAGGGGGAAACGGUGAAGAUCCCGGUGGCCAUAAAGAUUCUGAAUGAAGCCACAGGACCGAAGGCCAACGUGGAGUUCAUGGACGAGGCCCUGAUCAUGGCCAGCAUGGAGCACCCCCACCUGGUGCGGCUGCUGGGCGUGUGCCUGAGCCCCACCAUCCAGCUGGUGACCCAGCUCAUGCCCCACGGCUGCCUGCUGGACUACGUGCACGAGCACAAGGACAACAUCGGCUCCCAGCUGCUGCUCAACUGGUGUGUCCAGAUCGCCAAGGGCAUGAUGUACCUGGAAGAGAGGCGGCUGGUGCACCGGGACCUGGCCGCCCGGAACGUUCUGGUGAAGUCGCCCAACCACAUCAAGAUCACCGACUUCGGCCUCGCCCGCCUGCUGGACGCCGACGAGAAGGAGUACAACGCCGACGGGGGCAAGAUGCCCAUCAAGUGGAUGGCAUUGGAAUGUAUCCACUACAGGAAGUUUACCCACCAGAGUGAUGUGUGGAGCUACGGGGUGACCAUCUGGGAGCUGAUGACUUUCGGGGGGAAGCCCUACGACGGGAUCCCCACGCGCGAGAUCCCCGACCUCCUGGAGAAGGGCGAGCGCCUGCCCCAGCCCCCCAUCUGCACCAUCGACGUCUACAUGGUCAUGGUCAAAUGCUGGAUGAUCGACGCCGACAGCCGGCCCAAGUUCAAGGAGCUGGGGGCGGAGUUCUGCAGAAUGGCCCGGGACCCCCAGCGCUACCUGGUCAUCCAGGGUGAUGACCGUAUGAAGCUGCCCAGCCCCAAUGACAGCAAGUUCUUCCAGAGCCUUCUGGACGAAGAGGAGCUGGAGGACCUGAUGGACGCCGAAGAGUACCUGGUCCCCCACGCCUUCAACAUCCCCCCGCCCUCCUACACGCCGCGCACACGGGUCGACUCCAACAGGAACCAGUUUGUGUACCAGGACGGGAGCUUCUCUGUGGAGGAGAUGAUGUCAUCGCACCCCCGCGCCGUGGCUGCUGCGGCGGCGGGAGGGGCGGCCCCCGCGUGCGUCGCCAUGGAGCAGGCGGCCGCGCAGAGCGCCGCCCUGGAGGACCCGCGCUGCAACGGCACCCUGCGGAAGCAGGCCUCGCCCCGGCCAGGCGAGGGGGACAGCGGGGCCCAGCGCUACAGCGCCGACCCCACGGGCUUCCUGUCCGAGCGCGGGCCCCGGGGCGACACCGACGAGGACGGCUACAUGACCCCCAUGAAGGACCGGACGCCCUCAGCAGACUAUCUCAACCCAGUGGAGGAGAACCCCUUCGUCACGCGCCGGAAGAACGGGGACGUGCACGCGCUGGACAACCCCGGGUACCACAGCGCCCCCAACGGGCAGCCCAAGGUAGAGGACGAGUACGUCAACGAGCCCCUCUACCUCAACACCUUCCACAACUCCGGCGACAAGGGCCCGGAGUUCCUGAAGAAGAACGGGGUCCCCGCCCCCCACAGCACGGCCGCCACCACCGUCACGGCUGCCCACCUGCCCCGCCCGACGGCCCAGAGCGGCGGCCACGCCCCCCACCACCCCGCCCAAACGGUCCACGCUCACGCCCCCCACGCCCAGUCCUCGCACCCUCACCACAUGGGGCACCCCGUCCUCGCCCUGCACCCCGGCCACACCCUCCACCCGGGCCACGCCCCUCACCUCGCCCACGCCGGCACCAUCAUGGCGGACAAGAAGCCCAAGAAGACCUUCGACAAUCCCGAGUACUGGCACCACAGCCUGCCGCCCAAAGCCAGCCUGCACAACCCCGAGUACCUGCAGGAGUGCAACGCCAAGUUCUUCUACAAGCAGAACGGCCGGGUGCGGCCGGCCGUGGCCGAGAACCCGGAGUACCUGACCGAGUUCUCCCUGAAGCCCGGCACGGUGCUGCCGCCCCCGCCCUACCGCCAGCGGAACACUGUGGUGUAG